AUGAACUUGGAAGAUGAGGGAAUUGGCGGUGUCGCGGAUUUGGUCUCACCGAAUGAUGACCCGCCGUGUAUUGUAGGAAUGGCGUGCCGCCUUCCAGGGGAUAUUCGAUCCCCAUCCAGUUUAUGGGACUUUCUGGUCGAGCAAAAGUCAGCUCAAGGGCCUGUCCCGCCUGAGAGAUACAACAUUGGCGGCUUCUACGCUGCUCAGAGUCGCAGCGGCACUACCAAUGUCCCUGGCGGCUACUUCCUCAACGAGGAUGUGCGCCAAUUUGACAACAACUUCUUCGGCAUCAACAACCUGGAGGCUACUUAUAUGGAUCCACAGCAGCGUAAACUGCUCGAGGUCGUGUACGAAUCCCUUGCCAGCUCAGGGACGUCUAUGGAAAGCGUGGCGGGCUCUACAACGGGCGUUUACGUCGCCAACUUCUCCGUUGACUAUCAGCCCAUUCAAACUCGCGAUCCCGAUUAUCUUCAUAGAUACAUCGCGACCGGCUCAGGCGCCACGAUCAUGUCAAAUCGAAUUAGUCAUGUGUUUAACCUUCACGGACCUAGUUUUACCAUAGAUACCGCGUGCUCCUCAUCCAUCUAUGCGCUUCACCAAGCACUCAACGCCAUGAAGGUGAAUGAUUGUGAAAGCGUCAUUGUGGCCAGCUCCAACUUAAUCCUGUCUCCCGAACUCCACAUUGCCGCCGCCAAAAGCGGAGUCCUCUCGCCUACGGGGACAUGUCACACUUUUGAUGUCUCGGCUGACGGAUAUGGUCGUGCUGAAGGCAUCAACGCCAUCUAUAUAAAGAGCUUGUCGGCCGCACUUAGAGAUGGGAAUCCUAUAAGGGCAAUCAUCCGCGGCAGCGCUGUUAACGCGAGCGGCAAAACGCCCGGCAUAUCUCUACCGAGCGGCAGAUUGCAAGAGGUUGUCAUACGUAAAGCAUAUCAAAAUGCUGGUCUGGACUUUGCGGGAACCGAUUACGUGGAGUGUCACGGUACUGGUACCCCUGUCGGAGAUCCUAUAGAGGUGGAUGCUAUAGGGAGGUGCUUUUCACCACGUGAAGGGCCUCCCUUGUUUAUCGGAUCGGUCAAGACAAAUGUAGGACAUAGCGAGGGAGCUAGUGGUCUCACCUCUAUCCUCAAAGUUGUCCAAUCCUUCGAGAACGGACAAAUCGCUCCAUCGCGUGGGGUCGUCAAUUUGAAUCCUAAAUUGGUUUUGGCAGAACGCAACUUGAAAGUUGCCGACAAAGUAGAAGAGUGGCCACGAGCGCUUCGUCGCGCCAGUAUCAAUUCGUUUGGCUACGGCGGUGCUAAUGCCCAUGUGAUUCUUGAGUCACCCGAGAGUUAUCUCGGCCAAGACUACAUGGUUAAACGACACCGUAUAAGCGAUGGUCAAGAUGAAAGAGACGAACAGACGCUCUUGGUACUUCCUGUUUCGGCAACGUCGUCGAAAUCGCUGGAUACGUUGGCCCAGCAGAUUUCCCAAACAGUGGUACAGUCCCGCGAUACGGAGACAUUGCAGAGCUUGGUUCACACCGCCAUUAAAGGCAGGGACCACCUACAGCACAGAAGCUUUCUUUUGGCCAAACUCGACGAAGGCCACGGUCGGCUCGUCCAUGCUACGGCAGAUGAAACUAUCGAGAAACGAACAGCAAACCCGUUACCCUUUGGCUUUGUCUUCACGGGUCAAGGGGCACAGUACGCCGGCAUGGCUAAAGAAUUGCUAUUCAAGAGCCAGCUUUUUCGCAACGCAAUCCGUGGCCUCGACUCUGUGCUCCAGGGUCUUCCAUCUGAACAUGCCCCGGAUUGGACCCUAGAACAAACAUUGCUAGAUGGAGCAAACAGUCGUAUCAACGAAGUGACACGCAGCCAGCCGAUUUGCACCGCUGUCCAAAUAGGGAUUGUUAACCUGCUACGAAGCUGGGGUAUUCAAUCCACGUCUGUAGUCGGUCAUUCUUCGGGUGAGAUCGCAGCAGCAUAUGCGGCUGGGCUACUCACAUCUACGCAAGCCAUCUUAGCUGCUUACUUCAGAGGUUUUGCCGUUGGCAAACUUAAAUCCAAGGGAGCCAUGAUGGCGGCUGGCCUGAGCCCCGAUGCGGCUAAGACUUUUAUCGAGAAUAAAGGGCUCGAAUCACAAGUCCGCGUGGCUUGCAUCAACGCACCCGAAAGUGUGACUCUGAGUGGCUCCCCGGAUGGCAUUGAGGCACUCAGAAAAGAUCUUCAAACUGAGAAUAAGUUCGCCCGGAAGUUGGAGACUGGAGGGCGUGCUUAUCACUCUCGUAUGAUGGAAGAGAUAGGUGAACUGUACGAGGGGCUUCUCGCACCAUAUUUUGCGGGCCGUGAUGAUAAAGACGCAGAUACUUUAGCUUCUGGCACGAAAAUGUACUCUUCAGUAGGCCACAGCCCUCAGAGUAUCGGUGUUAUCAACACCCAAACUUACAUGCCGGCAUACUGGAGGAAGAACCUGGAACAACCAGUCCAAUUCAGCGCCGCGUUAGCCAACCUGGUAUCGGACGAAAACAACAAUGUCCACUUGGUCGAGAUAGGCCCACAUGCGGCACUCAAGGGACCCAUAAAACAGAUCCGAACAUCGCUUGGGCUAAGCGAAAAGUCAUUGCCCUACUCGUCAACACUGGUCAGACAACAGGAUGCCGACUUCUGUAUGAAAACACUAGCUGGCACGCUUUUUACGUUCGGUUACCAAACAUUGAACUGGGAUGCGGUUAACGGCCUCCCCGAGUCAGGGUUGAGGACACUCCACAACCUCGCGCCAUAUCCAUGGGACUACUCAGGGGACCUGCUUUGGAGCGAACCCCGGGCCAGCCUCGAGAUGCGAAACCGAAAACACGUGCGUCACGAGCUCCUCGGCACGCUCGCGCUUACGGGCAAUGGCAUCGACUUUACGUGGCGCAACCUGCUCCGUCUCAGCGAAGUCCCAUGGCUUAAAGACCACAAGCUGGAAGACCAGAUCGUUUUUCCCGCAACAGGAUACAUGGCUUUGGCUAUCGAGGCUGUAUCGCAGAUUACCGGCUCCAAAGCCAAGCCGGCAAAUCAACUUGCCUUUGAGUUCCGCAAUGUCAACAUCAGCGCCGCCCUCAACGUACCCGACGAGGAGAGAGACGUUUAUUCGUCAGCCAAGGACAUGGAACUGCACACCACCAUGUCGCCGAGGAAGAUAUCCAAUGCCAAUAGCUCAGCCGACUGGCACGACUUUGCUGUCUCGUCGUGGUUGGCAGGUCGCACAACAGUACACUGUACCGGUAGUAUACGUUUGACUGAGCGCCAAAAGGCGGAGACAGGCGCCCAAGACGACAGCGUUAGGUUGCAGAAUACUGACAGAUUCGAUACCUGGUCCACUGGUAGAUGGUACACUAAAUGGCACCAAGAAGGAUUGUGUUUCGGCCCUCACUUCCAGUCCCUGAGUAGCCUGCGGACUGACAGUGGAAGAACUCGGAGAGAGGCCAUUGGAGUCACACGCCUGGAGCCCCCCGCCGCCAACACAGGUGGCUCGUACUACCCCGUGCAUCCCAUCACCAUAGAUGCGGCCCUUCAAGCGGCCAUCCUCAGCACGACAGCCGGACAACCGACCUUGUUGAAGACCUGGCUUCCUGUCUUCAUCGAAGAGUGUAAAGUCCAGCCUCCUGAGGUGGCAUUCACCACAGAUGCGGAAGGUGAGAUCGGGCUUGUGACUGAGGCUACUGGCGAGAUCCACUCGCGGUCCGAAGAGACAGGUCUCUCUAGUAGGAGGAUUGAUGGUACUUUACGGGACUCACGUGGCAUACCCGUGGUUGACUUCAGAGGGGGACGUAUCUCUCUAUACACCGGGAAGAACGCCACUACAACGCAGCAGUCCGAAGGCAACGACAACAGCAACAACCAUCCUGCUGACUUGUAUGCUCAGCGCCAGCCGACUCUCAGGAUAAACUGGAAGCCCGAUGUCCUGCGGAUGCGUCCGGAAGUCGAGACGCAGCUGAGAGAGUAUGUGGCGGCAUAUGUCGAUCAACAGCAUGAUGAUAUGCGUGAUGACGAGAGCCUGGCCGUCAUCGGCGCACUGCUGGACCUCGUUGGACAUAAACUACCGCGCGCUCGUGUUCUAGAACUCGGUGGGGACGCGCUCGGAUACAAGGCCAAACAAUGGCUGUCGAUACUGGAUAAGGAGACGGCUUUCCCACGUUGCCGGUCCUGGAAUUCUGGCAAUCUGACUGAAAGCGGAGAUAUCUCGGUUGAAGGGGAGGGCGGUGAAGGACCUUUCGAUGUUCUAGUAACUCCUAGUCACGCUACCUCCAAGCGAGUCUGGGAUCAGGCGCCCGGCCAUAUCGCUGAAUUGGUCUCUGACCAAGGCAUCAUCAUCACCCGAAAGUCGAAUGCCGCCAUAUCUGAGUUGAAAGCCGCCGGGUUUGAUGUGUUGGAUGUCGGAAAGCAGGUCCUCUUGGCACUACGGCCCGCUCAGACGAGCAGUCUUACAGGUCGAAAUGCUCUCAUUGUGCGAGCCGAGAACUCAUCCUCCGCCGUGACACACUUCGCGAACACCUUAGCGACAUACCUACAGAGCAGGGCUGGUGUGUCGCAUGUAAGUAUUAUCGAUCUCCACGAGCUAGAUAGCAGGCAGAUCGCGAAAACGGACAUAUGUAUAUCUCUUUUAGAAGUGGAAAAUGAGUUCCUUGCGACGAUGAGUCCGCAAAACAUGAACCGCCUUCGUGCCAUCACGGACGCGGCAACCGACUUGCUCUGGAUUACCGGCGCGAACAUGCUGGGCAGUGCGCCAGAUCCCAACCUGACCCUUUCCAACGGCCUGUCGCGUGCCUUGAUGCUGGAGCAGCCGACAUUGCGAUAUUCAAUCCUCGAUGUGGGGGCCUUACAGCAUCUCGACUUGGCCAAAGCCUGCGAAAACAGCCUUAAUGCGUUGGUAGGCAGGUAUGACAAGGACGAUUGCGAGUUUAUCGAGAAGAAUGGUCUCCCCUACAUCAGCAGAUAUGGUCCCGACUUUGAGGCUAAUUCCUUGUUCCGACGACGACUGGAGCCCCAGAGCGAGAGGAAGCUGCAGGCAUUCGCUGAGGUUAAGCCGGCGCGCCUAACCAUCGGGCGUGUCGGCGUGAUGGACACCUUAUACUUCCAGCAGCAGUCGGAGCCAGGGCAGGGGGGGAUGCCACCAGCUGAUCAUGUCGACAUUGACGUCAAGGCGGUGAGCCUCAACGCCAAAGAUGUGUAUGCAAUGAGUGGUCGCGUAGACACGCGCGACAAGACCACUGCUUUCGACUUCUCCGGCAUCGUGACGGCCGUCGGUCGCGACGUCAAUCAUAUCAAAGUGGGCGACCGGGCCGUCGCCUAUGCACCCCACCACCUUGGGACGACAGUGCGUGUGCCGGCCGGGUCGGUGCACAGAAUGUUGGACAAGGAAGAGUUCACCGUGGUGCCAACGCUGCUCCUAGUCUAUGGCACGGCGCUGUACGCUAUCAACGAGCGCGCGCGGCUACGUGCCGGCGAGUCCGUCCUCAUUCACGCGGGCUCCGGUGGCCUGGGCAUUGCGGCCAUCACGCUAGCCCAACGGCUAGGCGCAGUCGUCUACACGACGGCUGGCUCGCAGACCAAGCGCGACUACCUCAUCAAUGAGCUGGGUGUUCCAGCGUCGCAUGUCUUCAGCUCGCGUGACCCAUCCUUUGUCCAAGCAGUCAAGCAAGCAACGGAAGGCCGUGGUGUUGACGUUGUCAUCAACUCGCUAGUGGGCGAUCUGAUGCAUGAAAGCUGGCGGUGUUUGGCUGAGUUUGGGCGCUUCGUCGAGAUCGGUAAGCGCGAGCUCAUCGAUGCCGGCAAGCUGGACAUGCGUGUUUUCCUACGCAAUGCUACUUUCACGGCCUUCGAUCUAUCAGAGUUAUUCUAUGCUAAAGAUCCUUUCCAUCGUGCCAUUUGGGACAGGCUCAUGGCCGAAACACUGGAGCUCUAUCGCGCCAAUGAGAUCUCGCCACUCCCCAUGAAAGUUUUCGACGCCAGUCAAGUGGCCCAGGCUUAUCGAUAUUUUGCCAACAAAGACCGAGUGGGCAAGGUUGUGAUAUCCAUGGAGGACCCACACGUUGGCGUACCGGUCGCACCAGCUAGAUAUCUGAGUAUCUUCAGUCCGGAGAAGGUAUAUCUCCUUGUUGGAUGCCUUGGCGGUUUAGGUCGUAGUAUCAGUCGAUGGAUGAUGACUCGAGGAGCCCGCCAUUUCGUCUUUUUGGGACGUUCCGGAGCCGACAAGUCCAGUGCCCGAGAGCUUGUAUCACGCUUGGAAGAGGCAGGAGCCACUGUCGGAGUGGUUCGCGGUGACGUCUCGAAGGCAGCCGACGUGACCGCCGCAGUUUCGGCCUGCCUGAAUACGGGACGGCGCAUCGGUGGCGUUGUCCAAGCAGCUAUGGGGCUGCACGAGGCUCUCUUUACCCGCAUGCCCAAUGAGGCCUGGCAUACCGGUAUCGAACCUAAGUGGCAAGGUUCAUGGAACCUGCACAACGCUCUCCAGGUACACGUCGACAAAGAUCCCCAGAACGAACCCGACUUCUUCUUGCUUACAUCUUCGGUCUCGGGAACCGUGGGUACGGCAACCGAGAGUAACUAUUGCUCUGCCAAUGGCUUCCUUGAUGCCUUUGCGCACUGGCGCCGGUCACGCGGUCAGGCUUGCGUCUCAGUUGGCCUCGGCAUGAUCUCGGAGGUGGGCUACCUGCACGAGAACCCCGAAAUCGAGGCGCUCCUGCUCCGCAAGGGUAUUCAACCUCUUAACGAGGAGGAAUUCCUUCAAGUGGUUGACCUAGCGCUGGGUAGCGAGGCCGCCCGCAGCCCUAAGGAGGCACACCUUCUUACUGGUCUGGAGCCGGCCGCCAUUCGCGAGCUGAGUGCCCGCGGCUUCGAUGUGACCAGUCACGGUGUACUGGUCGAAUCUCGCGCCUCCAUCUUGCUGGCCUCACUGCUGGCCGAGAAGGAGGUUGCUGAAGUUCCCCAACAGGGCGGACACUCUACCACGGUAGUAGCAAAGCCAUGGUUCAAGGAUGUGCCUGCAGCACUCUCGGCCGCUCUUGCGCCCGAGGCCGACGCUGAUACUCUACGCGAUGCCAUUCUGCGCCUUAUCAAGAAACGCUUUUCUAACCUUAUCUUGAUGCCUGCUGAUCAAAUCGGCGAGGGCAAGGCGCUGCCCGACUUUGGCGUUGACAGUAUGAUCGCCUCCGAGUUCCGCUCCUGGUUCUGGUCCGUCUUCCGAGUCGAUGUCCCGUUUUUAGAUAUCAUGAGCGCGCAGACAUCACUAGAAGCCCUUGCCGGAUUUGUCGAAUCGAAGGUGGCCGCCAAUUAA
Messenger RNA from Truncatella angustata, 7296 nucleotides. RefSeq names its product polyketide synthase. NCBI's taxonomy places the organism in Eukaryota, Fungi, Ascomycota, Sordariomycetes, Amphisphaeriales, Sporocadaceae. The transcript is spliced from 9 exons. The coding region runs from base 1 to 7296 and encodes 2431 amino acids. Gene Ontology annotation, molecular function: 3-oxoacyl-[acyl-carrier-protein] synthase activity; oxidoreductase activity; fatty acid synthase activity. The record is from RefSeq and is a predicted model, not a curated record. Gene Ontology annotation, biological process: fatty acid biosynthetic process; secondary metabolite biosynthetic process.